Molecule: messenger RNA, 1611 nt
Organism: Cotesia congregata
Lineage: Eukaryota; Metazoa; Arthropoda; Insecta; Hymenoptera; Braconidae
Source: the annotation of a GenBank genome assembly
AUGAUAAAAAAAAACCAAGUGAAGCUUUCAAAACAAAAUAAAUGGUUCCCUUACGUACUUAAUACAAAUACAUGGGAAAAAUACAAUACAACAAUAAUUUCAGUGUCAAGCUUUUCAUCAAUAAACUUAAAUAAAAUAAAAACUAAAGAGACUUUGACUGAUCGAGUAAUCGAAAUCUAUUCAAGUAUAUUAAUAGUACCGGAGGUUCACUUUUAUGUUAUAACUAAAAGUGAUUUAAUAAAUUUGAAUUUGACAGAUGUUCACCUUAUUCAAAAGUAUCAUUAUCUUCAAUACAUAGAUUUAUCUCACAAUAAUUUAUCAGAUUUAUCGUCUUUAAGUAGACUUCCUUACCUCUUAUACUUAAAUGUAUCACACAAUAAGCUAAAAGAUAUUUCAAACUUUGCACCACCAAGGUAUUUAACUUAUUUAAAUUUAUCACAUAACAGCAUAACAUCGAUGAAAAGUUUAGAAAAUUUUUGGAGUAUCGUCAAUUUAGAUCUUUCUUAUAAUUUUAUAAAGAAAAUUCCCCGAUUACAUAAUUUCAGGUACUUCUCUAUUGUUUCAGCGACUAUUACAUUCAAUCCACCGAUUAAUUUAUUAGCAUCCCGUGGAGCUACUCAACUUACUUUACUAGAACAGUUGAAUGUAUCCAAAAUUGAUGAUAGUAUGGCGUCGUAUGAUGAAAAUAGCCCACCUUUAAUAAUACUUAGUGGUCCAUUGGCUGUAAAAAAAUUAGCUUUAGGUCGACAUUUAUUUUUAAAAAACUCUGAUAAAGUAAAAUAUUGUCGCAGCCAUACAACAAGAAAAAAUUUUACAAAUGAUAUAGAGAAUGGUGGUUUUUAUUUUGUGAACCACGAAGAAUUCCAUGAAAUGGCUCGAAAUGGAGAAUUUUUAACUAUAGAAGAGAUUUUAGGAGAUAGCUAUGGACUUCAUGUUAGUGAACUAGUUAAACUAAAAAAAGAAAAAAAAAUUGGUAUAACACAACUGGAUUUGUUAGCCACAAUACAAAUAAAAAUAAGAUAUCCACCGGUAAAAUUGAUACUUGUUUUCACCGAAAACGAAGAAAUGCAUCGACAAUGGAUCGAAGAUAAACUUCGAAUUUUUAGAUGGAUUAAAAAUAGCUCUAAAAAUUUAUGGGCGUUAUCGAUUCAUAGAGAGUAUAAUAUAAAUAAUGUAGAUUCAAUGGUUAAUAAAAUGAACAUUGUAUCUACUAUUGUCAAUAAACUCGACGUAUCUUCUUCUUAUUCUAAUGAGAUACAAUAUUUAAAUUCGAAAAGUAUGUCAAAAAAAUUAUUGAAAAAUGAAUCUAUAUUACCGAAAGUGACAAUAUUAUAUAAAUUAUCAAAAAAUAAGAAACAUGUUAAAAUCAUGAAUUCAAAAUCCUUCAUAAAAAAUUUAUGUCAGGAGUCGUUCACAGAUAGCGAAGAUAAUGAAUCAAAAUUAAAUAUUGACUUAGAAGAAAUGAUAAAUAAUAUGAAUAGUAAUGAAAAUGCGCGAAAAAAAGUAAGUCAAGAGAUAAUUUCGGAAAAAUUUGAAGCCGAUGAUAUUUUGUUCGAUACAUCAUUUCAGAAAUAUGAAAAUAUCAACAAACUUAAGAAUGAAUACAUUGAA